Messenger RNA from Xenia sp. Carnegie-2017, 1343 nucleotides. Its product is annotated as CCR4-Not complex 3'-5'-exoribonuclease subunit Ccr4-like. The record is from RefSeq and is a predicted model, not a curated record. The transcript is spliced from 5 exons. Bases 87 to 1253 code for a protein of 388 amino acids. Gene Ontology annotation, molecular function: poly(A)-specific ribonuclease activity. Lineage: Eukaryota; Metazoa; Cnidaria; Anthozoa; Malacalcyonacea; Xeniidae. Gene Ontology annotation, cellular component: CCR4-NOT complex; nucleus; cytoplasm. Gene Ontology annotation, biological process: nuclear-transcribed mRNA poly(A) tail shortening.
UUCUAAUUUUUCAUCAUUUGUGGGACACGUUCUCCUCGUAAAGACAACGUUAACGGUUAAGAAAUUUUUACAAGUUUGUUGUUGCGAUGGGCAAAGGAGAGGUGAUAUUUCAACGAAGCCUAACACGCGUCGCUACCACAUCUAAAGACAAAGAGUUUUCAGUCGUGUCCUACAAUAUACUUUGUGAUGAUGUAUUUGAGAAAAAUCCGAACUUGUAUUCGUAUCUUGCUGUGGAUGUAAAAUGUCGUGGUCCAUUACCAAACGAUAGUCCCAGACAUACACAACUUAUUAAAGAGCUGCAUUGGUUAGACGCAGACGUUAUCUGUCUUCAAGAGGUCGACCCGUUUUAUUUCCCAUGCCUGUUACAAGAACUAGCCCCGAAAGGCUACGACGGAAGAUUUCAACAGCACACUACACAAGGCGAUGGCUUGGCGAUAUUUUUCAAAACUCGAAAGUUCGAGUUAGUGGAUUAUAGAAAAGUCGGCUUCAAUGAAGUCCUUGGCAAAACAAUAGAUCUUGAUAAAUUAGCCAACGGGAACAAGCACAACCAACGAUUUGCGCAGUACACUACUCUCCGUGAUAUUAAAUCACAAAAAGAAAUGGUUGUAGUAAAUGUUCACUUGACAUUCAAUUUCUGGCGCGAACCAGAUGUUCACGCAGCGCAAGCAUCCGUCUUUUUCCGACAACUUUACGAGUUAUUGCCGAACAAAGCCAAACACAGUACGCCAUGGGUUGUCUGCGGUGACUUUAAUAUGCAACCUCAUUUCCCCAUAUACAGACUGAUAAAAAAUGGUUGCUUAUCAGAGUUGGAUGCGAGAAAAUUACGAUCAGGAGAAUAUAAAUAUCCGGAGAUAACAGAAAAUAUCACGACGACAAAACACGACAGAGCCUUAGAAAGAGACGAAGAUGUACACGAAAUGUUAUUGAAAGAACUCAAGCAUCCAUUUAAAUCUUCAAGCAGUGCAUAUAAAGCAGUGCGGGGUUGCGAGCCAAAAUUCACUCAUUACGAAUGUGAUGAUGUUUUUCCAAGCGUUUUUCAUUUCGAUAAAAUGAUCGAUACUCUAGAUUACAUUUGGUUCUCAUCUGACCUACUUCGGGCCAACGCUGUUCUGGAAAUAGUGGACGAGGAGUUGAUUAAACCUUUUUGCGCAUGCCCAAACAUGCACUUUCCGUCUGAUCAUUUAUCGUUGAAGGCCGUCUUUCAGUUCAUUGAUAACGACAACGAUUCUGCCUACAGCAGUGAAGAGUCAUAGUUUUUUUUUGUUAUAAAUUGGCUCCAAAUCGACUUUGUAAAUAAGUAUUUUGUAUUUAUUUUAUUUAUAAUAAAUGGGUAAUAUUAUAGA